AUGAAUUUCAAGCGACAGCAGGGACGGCCCGAGUUUGUCGGCGCGCAGAAGCCAGCGACAGCGAGGCAGGCCUCUGGCAGCGGCAGUGGUGGCGCUGCCAGCGUGAAGAAGGGGCAGGCGGUUGCCUCCUUCUAUGCUUCCCUAGUCAACACCUCGGAGGCGCGCUGGGUCAGCGGCGGCACACUGCAGGAUGGCGGCGAGACCGGCGGCAGCGGCCCGGCAGCAGUAAGGUCGGGAGAUUAUGCCACCACAAGAGCAGUAGGAGGAGCAGCAGCAGCGGCACCGCCAGAGACGGGAGAGCCGUCGCACGCUGGGCUGGGCAGCGCCGCAGCGCGUGCAGAGCAGGAGGCCGAGGAGCGCCAGCUGCAGUACAACCAGCCGGCCGGGCCGUGGCCCCGCGGCGAGCAGCCCGCGGCUGCAGGUGGGGCCGAGCAGGCGCCGCCCCCUCGCCAGCAGCAGCAGGAGCUGCCGGGUGCAGAGCAGGCGCAGGCGAAGCAGCGGCGGGCGCCCAGGGAGGGAAUACGGUACGGCAUUUCCCGCACCAACGUGGGCUACCAGUUGCUGAAGAAAGCGGGGUGGGCAGAGGGUUCAGGCCUCGGCGCCCAGGAGCAAGGAGUGGCAGAGCCGGUAGCCGCCUUCCAGCAGAAGGGCAACCUGGGGCUGGGCUAUGCACCCAGGCCGCAGCCCAAGGCCAAGCAGCAGGGCGGCGCGGCAGGCGCUGCGGGCGCGGCAGCGGCAGGGCAGGGAGGAGCAGCAGCAGGCCGGCAGCAGCAGCAGCAGCUGCCGAAGCGGCCGCUCCCUGAGGACCCUCUUGAUAAGGAGGACACAGAGACCAAGGUCAAGAGAGUGCGCCAGGUCAUGCAGGCGGAGGCAGAUGAUAAAGCGGGCAAGGCCAUCGCCCGCUACAUGCACAUGGCCUUCAACGAAACCACGGGGGAGCCCACCCGCGACUCCAACCCGCUCCUGCGCCGCAGCCACAAGCUGUCGGCCACCAACCCGCUGCUGCACCGCACCGUUCCCCUGGUGUGCCAGCGCUGGAAUCAGGCGGCGCACAGCCCGCCCCUGCUGCGCAGCCUGAGCGCGAGCAUCGAUGGCCACAGCGGCAAACGCUUCCGGCGCCGCCUGCAAUCGCUAUGUGGCUGGCUGCGGCAGGUCUCAGCGGCGCAUGUGCGGGAGCUGCGGCUCACAGUGCAGCCUCGUGGGCCUAGAUUGUCCGUGAAGCGGCACCGUCGUCUGACAGAGCAGCAGCUGCAAGAUUGUGCUGCAGAGCUGGCGGACUCGCUGGCGGCAUGCAGCCGCCUGGAAGCGCUGGACCUCUCCCUCGGCUUUGAGUACGACCUCAGCAGAUGUGUGGCGCCGCUGCACAGCCUGCGGCGCCUGGACACAGAUGCGCUGAGUGGAUGCGAUGCUGUGAGGCUCUCAGAGUCGCUGGGCCACCUGACAGCGCUGGAGCAUUUGCGGCUGGAUGUGGGCGAGGAGCUGGACAUAGACUGGCAGGACCCAAGCAUCCACCUGCCGCCGUUCCUGACCAGCCUUGAGGUUGCAAAUGAUGCCGGCAUCGAGACAAGAUUCAGCAUGGAUUUGAUGUUUCCUGUUCAGAUUGGUGACCUGAGCAGACUCUGCAGCCCCUCACUGAUCAAUUGUAUCAUCAACGUCGACACCUACACGCCUCUCACCCGCUUAACCACCCUGCGGCGACUAAACUUGCUGCAUUGCUACGGGAUUCCAGCCUGCCUCCAUCAGCUUACCACCCUGCACUCUCUCGCAGUCGUUCAGACUGAACAGUAUAAUGAUCAACGUGACGACGAUUUUGCGAGGGUGGAGCAAGCAUUGCCACACCUGCAACAGCUGACGUUUCUGGAGCUGGACGGUUACCCAAAUGUACCGACAACGUUGUCCAGCCUGCAACACCUGCGCUCUUUGUGGCUGACACCAGCAUGGGAUGAUGAGGCGCUGCCCACCGGCCCCUGGCAGGCCAGCCUGCGCGAGCUUGGCGCAUCGCCCAACCUCAUUGCUCUCAGCCUGCCAGCGCUGGCGACGGCGCAGCAGCUGGAGGUGCUGGAGGUGCUGGGAGCGGGGCUUAUCUGGUUGGUCAUCUGCGUGAUGGGGCUGGCAAGCAAGCUGAGGGAUGCAGCUGGGGAUGGGGACGAGGAGGCUGUGCGUCAGCUGCUGGCGGCAGGCGCACCGGUGGAUCAACCUCAUGCGAGCGACUACUAUAUGACCUACUGGUAUUCAUUCUGGGACACGGCACGCUGCCUGCUGCGGGCGGCGCCUGCAGUGCAGCCAUCCUUGGGAAUCUUGCUACAGUCCGGCGGGGAGUCUGCCUACCUCUACGCCAACUUGGCGGCCUGCCUGCCGCUCAGCCGGGAGCAGUGGCACUCGAUUCCUGCGCCCAGCCCCGACCUAGCUCGAGCGCUGCCUGCCGUGCUCGAGCGCUCCGCGGCAGAGGCGGGGUGGCUGGUGGGGCUGCUGGCAGAGGAGCAGCGUGCACGGCUGCGGGCAGCGGCGCUCAGUCUGGCGUGGGCGCAGCAGCAGAGCAGGACCGUGCUGCCGGCAGAGCUGAGCGGGCGCAUCCUGGCGCUGUACAUGCACGUGUGGGAUCCCUGGGACCCCUGA
This is a messenger RNA of Chlorella variabilis, 2616 nucleotides long. RefSeq lists its product as hypothetical. Gene Ontology annotation, molecular function: nucleic acid binding. The transcript is spliced from 7 exons. The record is from RefSeq and is a predicted model, not a curated record. Bases 1 to 2616 code for a protein of 871 amino acids. Lineage: Eukaryota; Viridiplantae; Chlorophyta; Trebouxiophyceae; Chlorellales; Chlorellaceae.